Molecule: messenger RNA, 291 nt
Organism: Ambispora leptoticha
Lineage: Eukaryota; Fungi; Glomeromycota; Glomeromycetes; Archaeosporales; Ambisporaceae
Source: the annotation of a GenBank genome assembly
UCAGCUAUGAAUAAAGUCAACGGUUUACUAAAAUCAGAACUCGACCAAUUUUAUACCAACCCUUUAACCGCCAAAAAACUUACCAGCAUUUUCCUCGAAAAAAUAAAGGAACUAGGCUAUAAAAAAAUAACUUUUAUUGAACCAUCAGCCGGAACCGGAAACUUUUGUCAGGCGAUUAGAGAACUUAGCAAAACCAAUUCUUCCAUCAGCAAAAAGAUAUUAGCCUUUGACAUUGAGCCAAAAUCCAAGCAAGAAAAUAUUAUCAAGACUAAUUUUCUAACCCUAGAAUGA